Molecule: messenger RNA, 2879 nt
Organism: Cyprinus carpio (common carp)
Lineage: Eukaryota; Metazoa; Chordata; Actinopteri; Cypriniformes; Cyprinidae
Source: RefSeq, a predicted model, not a curated record
AUUUAAUAAGGAAGGUCACAGGCAUCGUUGUGCUACAUGUUGCCGUAUUUAUUUAUUUAUUUUUUAUACGUAGCUCGAUAGGCAUUGGUUCGUGCGAGCAUAAUUUAAUGCGGACAAAACACCAAAAAUGAUGAGAGGUUAUUAGCGGCAGUCAAGACAUAGCCUAUAUCCAAGAUGAAUACUUGCGGCCAUCUCCCAGUACUCUGUGUUUUAUUGUUGGUUUUUCAGGGUGUUUUCUGUAGCGAAUUUGCCGAGAGGAAAUACGCUGUGUCGAUGUUUAAAUUUCACGACGACAUUUCAAGUGGCGAUAUCUUCAAGUCGUUUUGGCGAAACUCAAAACAGCGAAGAAGUGUGAAGUUUGUGGGAGAUGGACAGCUGCAGACACAAAAAACUAAACCGCAAUUUGAAUGCGGCGACCGAGUCUUAAAACUUCUUCUAAAGCAUGUAGAUGUGACCAAUAUCCGAUUUUAUGGACCACAGGGAGACCUGCUUCACUUGGACCAUUUGGCAGCAUUUUGUGGUGUUUCCAUCAAGAAUACAAACACUGAUGUUCGCCUGCUGUUCAACUAUGAUUCCUGUUAUAUGAGACAAGAGCUAAACAAAUAUGUAUUAUCUCUGAGCUGGUAUGGGGCAGAUCUUGACCUGUCCUGUCCUGUAAGUGUGACUCCUCCCUCCAUCACAUGUAAGAACAAUGGCAUGGAAUUGAUUGUUGGUGAUGGAACAGCAGAUGUACUGUCAGUUGCAUUACAUGGAGAAUGGGCACCUCUGCUUUAUGUGGCGACUCGAUGCUGGCACCGGAAGCUGUCUAAGCAGGGAGAUCUCAUCUUCUUGGUUCCAUAUACAAGCUGUGGUGUCACCGGCAGAGAUGGUCGUUCUGAUCUGAAAUUGAAAUUAAAAGACAAGGUGAUCACACUGUCCUGUCCACGUGAGCCACAAAGGGAACCCGAUGUAUACCAAAAGCCACCAACUGGAUUACCUACAAAAGCAAUAGCCAGUCAGAUAGUGGAGGAGCAAGCAUUUCCUGUUGAGCAACUGGCACGAAAUGCAGCUAGAACACCCUCUCAACACCGAAGUCCUUUGCUGCCUAAAAUACCGCCUUUGCCUGGCUCUUUUAAUCUAGCUGUAAACUUCCCAUUUUCACUUCCCAUACCAACACGGCAACCUCACAGAGACAUUUUAAAACAGGUUAAACAUGUGACUCCUGCACUGACUUAUGCUCCGACCGCUGAACCUACUGUCCCGAGCUCCGAGUUUAGCUCCAAUACUCAAAAUGGACGGUCCCGUGUCUCUUAUGCGCAGAUGCAACAGGAACGUGCUAAUCCGGUCACUAAGGCUCCUAAACCUGAAUCUCACUACAUGCAGGAUCUGUAUAAUUUUGAAAAACCUGCUUCAACUCCUCAAACUGAGCCUUAUCCUGCUUCAGAAUAUCAACUUUCAAGAGCGUCUGUCCCUAGUGCUGCACCAUAUCAGCCUUAUGGGUCAGCUCAGAACUUUCCUAAACCUAAUCCACUUCAAGUAAAUCCUGCUUUAGCCAGCUUGGCACACUAUAUUCCACCUGGUUAUUUCCUAUGCUCCGAGGACAAUCAACAACCACCGAUUCACCCACAGAUGUUUCAGCCUCCUGUUCCGAAUCAGCCUUUGCAAUAUCAAAAUCCUAUUUAUCAAAAGCCUAUUUAUCAAAAGCCUGAUAUUACUCUACUUGCACCUGCUAAUCCUGAUACACCUCCCAUGAAAGAGUACUCGGAACAUCAACUGACUAGUGAUGUAGCUUCUAGCUCCCUUUAUUCUGAUACCCCACUUUACCAGCCAUCUCAACAUUUCCAGCCUCCUCAGUACCAGCGGUACUUUUACCAAAGUAGUUAUGAUGGUCGUCAAGGUUCCACCACACCCUUAUCACCUACUUCUCAGCUUAUUCCCAUAAAUAUGCAGUCUCAAACAAGGCCAUAUCCUGCUUUCCAAGAUUCAAGACCCUUCCAGCCACAAUAUUACCAAAAGCCUAGUCAACCUUAUGGGUCAAUCCAACAGCCGUGGUCAACCAGUCACUUUCCUGUUAAAGGGUUAUCUCAAGACUCGAGACGAUUUAUGUCUGCUUCAAGCCAGACACCGGUAUAUCUCCAGUAUCAGACUGGUGGAGACCAAUCUCCAAAUCCGUAUCUGAGGUCUGUUGUCCAUACCCCUGUCACAGGAAUCUCAAGUCGUUCACAAUACCAGCCCAGUCAGUUUUCCAAACUCCCAUAUCCACCGUUGAGACCAGAGGUACUUUCAGGUGAUGUUUCCACAGAAGAUGCUGGAUCUAGUUUUACAGGAUCUUUCCAGCCACGGUUUAAAUCUUCAAUUCCAAGUCCCCCUGUGCACCUUCCUUUACGGGAAAAAACUGAGGCACAGGUUGAAAGGCCAGGCGAACCAAGAAGUCGGAAGCCUCAGAAUGACACCCUGUCACCAUUGAGACCAGAGGUACUUUCAGGUGAUGUUUCCACAGAAAAUACUGGAUCUAGUCCUAUAGGAUCUUUCCAGCCACGGUUUAAAUCUUCAAUUCCAAGUCCACCUGUGCACCUUCCUUUACGGGAAAAAACUGAGGCACAGGUUGAAAGGCCAGGCGAACCAAGAAGUCGGAAGCCUCAGAGUGACACCCUCCCACUGCACCAAUUCUUCAGACGGGCGAGACUACCGAAGGAUGUUUAUGUGGCCCCACACUUUAGGUCUACCUCAAAGAAAUGAGUGCAAUUGGCAAGAAAGGCAUCACAUAUGUCUGCAGACCUCCAGCUGCUGAUGCUCACAAUUAAAAUGUGGCUGGGGUUUAUGUACAAUGUUUGUUUGGAAGAGAUGGUCUUAAUAAAUGGUCUUUUGGGAGGCUUUGUUUAAACUUGUUUUCAAGCUUU